This is a messenger RNA of Nannospalax galili (Upper Galilee mountains blind mole rat), 942 nucleotides long. Its product is annotated as olfactory receptor 50-like. Gene Ontology annotation, cellular component: membrane. NCBI's taxonomy places the organism in Eukaryota, Metazoa, Chordata, Mammalia, Rodentia, Spalacidae. The coding region runs from base 1 to 942 and encodes 313 amino acids. Gene Ontology annotation, molecular function: G protein-coupled receptor activity; olfactory receptor activity. The transcript has a single exon. Gene Ontology annotation, biological process: G protein-coupled receptor signaling pathway. The record is from RefSeq and is a predicted model, not a curated record.
AUGAAGAGCACAAGGAAUCAGAGCAGUGUGUCUGAGUUCAUCCUCCUGGGGCUCCCCAUCCAGCCAGAGGACCAAGGCAUGUAUUAUGCCCUGUUCCUGUCCACCUACCUGACCACAGUGCUGGGGAACCUGCUCAUCAUACUGCUCAUCAGGCUGGACUCUUGCCUCCACACCCCCAUGUACUUCUUCCUCAGCCACUUGGCCUUCACAGACAUCUCUUUCUCAUCAGUCACAGCUCCAAAGAUGCUCAUGAAUAUGCUGACACAGAGCCACUCCAUCUCAUAUACUGGGUGCAUUUCCCAGGUAUAUUUUUUCCUAUUUUUUGCAGAUCUUGACAGCUUCCUUUUGACCUCAAUGGCCUAUGACAGAUAUGUGGCCAUCUGUCACCCCCUCCACUAUACCAGGAUCAUGAACCAGAGUGUCUGUAUCCUACUAGUUAUUUUAUCCUGGUUCUUAUCCUUUGCUGGUGCCCUUGUGCACACCCUCCUCCUACCUCGUCUCUCUUUCCUUAGAGGUAACACUCUCCAUCACUUCUUCUGUGACCUCUCUGCCUUAAUUAAGCUGUCCAGCUCAGACACCACCAUCAAUGAGUUGGUUAUCCUCAUUGUGGGCUCACUAGUCAUUACUGUGCCAUUCAUUUGUAUUCUGGUCUCCUAUAGCCACAUUGGGGUCACCAUCCUGAAAACCCCCUCCAUCAAAGGAAUCUGCAAAGCCUUGUCCACAUGUGGCUCUCACCUCUCUGUGGUUUCUCUGUACUAUGGAGCCAUCAUUGGGCUAUACUUUGUCCCCUCCUCCAAUGACACUAAUGACAAAGAUGUUCUUGUGGCUGUGAUGUACACUAUGGUUACACCCAUGCUCAAUCCCUUUAUCUAUAGUCUAAGGAAUAGGGAUAUGAAAGGAGCCCUGAGAAAUAUGUUUGUGAAAGCAGCUUUUUCAGUAUAA